Bactrocera oleae (olive fruit fly) is the source of this 2952-nucleotide messenger RNA. NCBI's taxonomy places the organism in Eukaryota, Metazoa, Arthropoda, Insecta, Diptera, Tephritidae. The record is from RefSeq and is a predicted model, not a curated record.
AUGCAAAAACAUAUAUUUAUGCUUUGUCUCCUGAUCGUUCUUGGAAACGAUAUGCCCAUAAACAAAACCGUCGUCUUACAUAGUGGAUUUGGAAACCUUAAUUUUAUUGUAGAGUUUCGCACUAUUUGUAAAAAAAAACUCAACGAGUUAACCGAGGCGAGUACCGCUGACCAGUUAACAACCUUAACUGAACCAUUCGAUAUUUAUGGAAAAUCAACAGCCACUUUCUCAUUGAUUAUAGAUAAUAAGUCCCCACAAGGUCUUCUAUAUUCGACAACAUCUGGUCCAAUCACCAAAAAUGUCAGUGUAUCAUCAAAUUACGCACAAAGUUCUACUGCAGGGUUACCCGUAACACUCAAACCAACACCCACAGAAAGUCAACAAUUUAACGAUAUACUUAGUUCAAGUGGCAAUGAGACAAUCUCAGCAGAAACAACAUCCGCACAUUACACUGGCUUUCAUAGAGCUACCACUUAUUCAACAUUAGCGAAUGUUUCAACAUCUCAGUCAAGCUUUUCGCAAGGAAUAACCUCUUCGUCAAUAACUGAAGAUAUCACAGUACACGAUGAUCCUUCCAGCUCUUCAGAAAUUACGAAAACCUCAGAAAAUGACACUAAAAGCACUGUGUCUUCAAAAAUGAGGGAUACUACAACUGAAAACAGAAGAGAUUUUGCCAGUUAUUCAAAGGGCACAUCAUCUUCAUCAACAACAGCAGACAGUACAACAGUUGACGAAGCAACCAUCAUUUCAGAUGGUGCAAAAUCGCCAUUAACAACUAAAGAAAGCACAACAGCGCUUGGAGAAAGCAAAAAAGUCGAUAAAUCUUUCAGUACUUCAGAUGGUGCAACAUCUUCAUCAACAACUGAAGAAAGCACAACAGUCGACGAAGCUUCUAGUUCUUCAGCUGGUACAAUAUCGUCAUCAACAACCGAAGAAACCACAACAGUCGAAGAAUCUUCUAGCUCUUUGGAUAAGACUAUAUCGUCAUCAACAACUGAAGAGAGCACAAUAUUUGACGAAUCUUUCAGCACUUUAGACGGUGCAACAUCUAUAUCAACAACUGAAGAAAACGAAAUAGCCGAAAUAUCUUCUAGCUCUUCAGCUGGUACAAUAUCGUCAUCAACAACCGAAGAAAGCACAAUAUUUGACGAAUCUUUCAGCACUUCAGAUGGUGCAACAUCUUCAUCAAAAACUGAAGAAAACCAAAUAGCCGAAGAAUCUUCUAGCUCUUCUGCUGGUACAAUAUCGUCAUCAACAACCGAAGAAAGCUCAAUAUUUGACGAAUCUUUCAGCACUUCAGAUGAAUCUUCUAGCUCUUCAGCUGAUACAAUAUCGUCAUCAACAACCGAAGAAAGCACAACAGUCGACGAAGCUUCUAGCUCUUCAGCUGGUACAAUAUCGUCAUCAACAACUGAAGAAAGCACAAUAUUCGACGAAACUUUCAGCACUUCAGAUGGUGCAACAACUUCAUCAACAACUGAAGAAAACCAAAUAGCUGAAGAAUCUUUUAGCUCUUCAGCUGGUACAAUAUCGUCAUCAACAACCGAAGAAAGCACAAUAUUCGACGAAUCUUUCAGCACUUCAGAUGGUGCAACAUCUUCAUCAACAACUGAAGAGAGCACAAUUGUAGACGAAUCUUCUGGCUCUUCAGUUGGUGCAACAUCUUCAUCGACAACUGAAGAAAACCAAAUAGCUGAAGAAUCUUUUGGUUCUUCAGCUGGUACAAUAUCGUCAUCAACAACCGAAGAAAGCACAACAGUCGAAGAAUCUUCUAGCUCUUCGGAUAAGACAAUAUCGUCAUCAACAACCGAAGAAAGCACAAUAUUUGACGAAUCUUUCAGCACUUUAGACGGUGCAACAUCUAUAUCAACAACUGAAGAAAACGAAAUAGCCGAAAUAUCUUCUAGCUCUUCAGCUGGUACAAUAUCGUCAUCAACAAAAAAAGAAAGCACAAAAGUAGAAGAAUCUUUUAGCUUAUCGGAUGGUACAAUACCGUCAUCAACAACCGAAGAAAGCACAAUUUUCGACAAAUCUUUCAGCACUUCAGAUGGUGCAACAUCUUCAUCAACAAUUGAAGAAAACCAAAUAGCCGAAAAAUCUUUUAGCUCUUCAGCUGGUAUAAUAUCGUCAUCAACAACCGAAGAAAGCACAAUAUUUGACGAAUCUUUCAGUACUUCAGAUAGUGCAACAUCUUCAUCAACAACUGAAGAAGACAAAAUAGUCGAAGAAUCUUCUAGGUCUUCAGCUGGUAUAAUAUCGUCAUCAGCAGCCGAAGAAAACACAACAGUCGAUAAAUUUUCUAUCACUUCAGAUAUUACAAGAUCGUCGUCAACAACCGAAGAAAACACAAUAGUCGACGAAUCUUCCAGUACUUCUGAUGGCGCAACAUCGUCAUCAACAACCAAAGAUAGCACAUUAGUCGACAAAUCUUCUUCAGAUAUUACAACAUCUUCAUCAACUGCUGAAGAUAUCACAUUUGCAGACGAAUCUUCUAUCCCUUCGGAUGGUAGUGGAGUAGCUGAAGAUUCUUCCAUGUCUGCUGAAAAGACGACUAUUUUAGCAGAUAACAGUACUAGCUUAACCGCCGAUUUUUUAACAACGAGUCGAGCUAAAACUGAAGAAAGCUCAAUUUUUGAAAUUUCUGAUAGAUUUGUAGAAGGCACAAUUUCUUCAUCAAGAGCUUGGAUGAGCACAGUUGUGGAUGAAUCUGCCAGCCUCUUAGCAGAUGACAUUACCAGCACUACUAGAGAAACAAAUGAAAGCGACGCUACACUGGGAGUGGUUUUUAACACGGAAGAGAGCUUUACUGCAUUAUCAAGGAUAGAAAGGACAACCGAGGUUACUAGUUCUAUAGGAACUUCAACUGCGACUCUUUCGUCUAGCGCUACUUAUAAGUCAGUGUUGCAUGGCACAGAUUGCGAUAUAUUUGUUCAUUUGACAGUGCUAAAAUAG